This is a messenger RNA of Rhizopus microsporus ATCC 52813, 1467 nucleotides long. RefSeq lists its product as uncharacterized. NCBI's taxonomy places the organism in Eukaryota, Fungi, Mucoromycota, Mucoromycetes, Mucorales, Rhizopodaceae. Gene Ontology annotation, molecular function: oxidoreductase activity. The transcript has 2 exons. The record is from RefSeq and is a predicted model, not a curated record. The coding region runs from base 1 to 1467 and encodes 488 amino acids.
AUGUCAUCAUACAAGCCUGUUAUGCCCAUUAACCCUGAAAGGUUUACUAUCACUGUGCCCGGAACAGACUCUGUUUCUCAGCUGUCUACAGAACAAUUGCUCGAGAAAAACCAUACCGAGUUUGAUAUCUUUAUGAACAAGAAGAAGUUCCACAACCAUCUAUCACAUCACAUCUUAGCUGCAUAUAGCCUAGGCGCGAGUAAAGACAAGCUUGAACAGAUAUACGAAAAAGAAGCCAAGAUUCAACGCUCAAGGCUGCCUGUCGAGUUCAAAAUUACCAGAGAAAACUAUAAGGAGUACGCCGGCAAUGGUUCAGCCAGCACAGCCUUUAUUGACUUUUUCCGUUCAGAAAUCGAAAAGUUUGGUAUGAUCGACACCGUACGUCGUUGGGUCUUUCAUGGUGACUUCCUUGCUCGUACUGUAGGCGGUGCUUUUCAUCCACUUAUCCACAUAGGCUAUGGUCUCGAAUUCAAUAUUCCUGGCCUCGUUGCUGAAGGUUUAGCUAUGGCCGCUUGCACUGGCUCAGAACACACUGCCCUUGUACCUACCCUGCCUCAGUUGCAAACAGGCUCUAUCGUGCCUGCCCAAGCUCAAGUGUAUGCCGAAAACGCGUCCUCAACCGCGAGAGGAUAUAUGGCACAAUUCAUUGAUCAACUCUCCACACAACUCUCUACCAGUCUGGGAAUUCAAGAUAAAGCAAGAUACGGCGAUGCUGAUCGUGCAGCUAAUGAUAGCUCUCAUGGCCGUCGUGAACCUACCCAAGUUGAUAUUCAUACCUAUAUUCGUGAUAGUCCACUGGUCCAAAUUUUUAACAAGAUAAGAGAAGACCCCGCCUUUGAUAAUCUCCUUCCAUUUGAAGAACAGACUAAGCGCUCACGCCUAUUCAGCAACAAGGACGCGACGGAUAGGAUAAAGCACUAUAUUUACCAAUGGAAGUUGGAAGAGAACACAAGAGAUGUCCAAGCCAAGUUCAAGGAGCUUCAUUUAAGCGCAGCUCUUCUCGCAGGAUCAACCGCAGUUCGUGACAGCCAUCCGGGAGUUCUCAAGGUUGAUUUCUUUUUGAUGCAUGCCCUGACAUCUUCCGAGUUCCUUCAUCAGUUUAUUUCUAAAAUAACACCCUCAGAAUCUGUAUUGCUGUUACGUGGUCAUCUUGCCUCGUGUAUUUUGGAAUAUAUCGUCUGCGGUCGUCCCGAGCUCAAUGUGAAAGGAUUAUUGAACUAUCAGUCACCUCUGGAUAAGGAAACAAGAAAUAACCAAUGGACUCUUGUACUCGACAGAGCUUUGGACGCAAAGGAGGUCCAUGUUAUCAAAAUGGUGCGCUCAUGUGCAGUAGGACAAAUGAUCAAUGGUCCCUAUCAAUCCGCUGAUCUUAAUAAGGUCUGGCUACAAGCAGCCAAGAUGGCCAUUGACACGAAUGGUGAUUGGGAACAUGAAGGUGUUGGAUUUGAUGAAGUUUGGAAAAAAUAA